Molecule: messenger RNA, 3972 nt
Organism: Puccinia triticina
Lineage: Eukaryota; Fungi; Basidiomycota; Pucciniomycetes; Pucciniales; Pucciniaceae
Exons: 24
Coding region: 1-3972 (1323 amino acids)
Source: RefSeq, a predicted model, not a curated record
AUGUUGGAUCGACUAUCUAAUAUUAGCUUAUCAUCCAUUCGUCCUACUCUCAGCUUUUCCUCGAUGAUGAACGUGAUGAAAUCUUUCAUAGUCCUCGUAUUUGAUUACUUCCUCAUUCACAUUCUCGUCAUUACCGUUGGGUCCACCUCGGCAGAUUCCCCAUCAAACCGCUCAACAAAAUCCCCAAGUAGUGGUGGCCUCCCCAGCUGUCAAACCUACGCCUUGACUAAGAGAUCGAUUACGGGGGUCCUGGAUGCUUGCGAUUCAUCCCAGGCAGCCCCGCGGGCUGCUUUGCAUACCGAUGCCCGCGUGGCUAAACUGCCGGAUGUCCCGAAGCCUGCCGAAUUGGCUGCACCCAAGGGACGGUUCGAAUUCGAUGGUGAUCACAAAAGUGAAGAGCUUUCGGAUGAGGAAGUGAUCCUCGCCAACAACCUACCCUCACCGACUCCAGUGUCCACUAUCCACAAAAGUGAACCAUCAGUUGAUCCCAGCAUCCAAUGCCAUUGGGAGGAUCAGUCAGGCUCAUCAGAUUUCAAGUCACAAAAAUCGCAGGGUCACUUCAAGGCCCGCUGGGAAGAGAUUGUCAAGGCUCAAAACUCCCGUCCAAUCUCUACUGCAUCUGUUAAUCAAGAAGUUACGUUCAAAAGUGUGCAAGAUCUCAAACUUCCUUUUGAAAUUCCUCCGAAGCCUGGAGGAAACUCGAUUGCUAACAUGGAAAAACCCUAUUCAAUUGCUCUCAAACAACUAAGGGAGAAUGGUCACAGAUGGAGAGAUGAUUGGAUUACUCACCGACCAAACCACCCUCCCAGAAAUGGGUUUCACUUUCAGCCAAGAAGGCCGGGGAUAAAAUUCCGCGAUGCUUGGAUUAAAGAUUUAGAAGACGAAAAACCCCUAGAGUCGAAAAAGUUCAUUCCGGGUAAAAUCCCCAAAUCUUCAAUUCCACAAGAUAGGCUUGUAGAAGAAGACACUCUCAUUGGGAAAUUAUCAAAUCAUCAAGAAAAAGAACAUGUGAAUACUCAAAAAAAUAGUAGAAAAUUAGGACCUGGUGAGAGAGUUGGCCAAGGAGUACCAUUGACAAAGGCAACGGCCCUCCUGUUGAAGGAGGUUGAGACAAAGCCGCAUCAGCCAAAUCCCAUUGUGGAGAAAGUAGAGCCAGCCGAAGAAUCCAAUCCUAUUGGCCUAUCGAGGAAGGAAGAAGAAAAUGUGAGCUCCAAAGAAACAGGACGGGGGACCAGAUUAUUAAAUGAAAUUGCAGGAGAAACGGAGAGCGAGAAUUCGUUGAAUACGGUCGAGAUAAAGCAGGAUCCCGUCAUUGAAAAAGAAGUAGCACCCUCUAGGGAAUCGCCAAACCAACAAGAGGAGAAAGAUCCGAAACCACAAGAAACCGGCAUCCAAGCCGAUCAUGGAUCAGGAGUUGCCGAUGAAGUUCCUGAAAAAGAAGAAGCCAAGACUGAGUUUCAUGAGAUCGACAUCGAAGAACCUCAGCCAAACUCUAUGGCUGGAAAGGGUUUGACAGAGGAAAACUCUUCCCCUCAGAUUCCAGCUGAAGACACAUUGAAUGUUGCAAAUCCUCCACCCCGCGAAAUGGAAGAAAGCUCAGCUGAGAAGGAUGACGAGCCUUUCACUUCACCGCUCAGCGGAAUCGAAGAAGCCUUGGCUAGAAAGGAUGACAUCCCUUCCACUGCACAAGAAGGACACGAAAAUCCGCACGUUCACAACCGAGAGAUUCCGGAAGUCGGAGGCAGCGGGCUGGCCCAUCCGCUACAAAUUGAGGACUCAGACCCGGAUCCAAACCCUCGGGAUACUUCUCCUCGCACCCAUCAAGAAGCAGAAGCAGAGGCGGAAACACCCCCUCAAAUGCAAGAAUUUUACCCGGAAUUAAGUGACAGAAAAACAGACCGUGAUCUUACACCCCAAGACACUGCUUCAGUUCUACGAAACGCUCACAUGGAAGAUGCUGAUACUUACUUGCCAGGAGAACCUCCAAUUACUUGGGAACACCAGCAACCUGCGGGGGAACCCCCUGUGGAAAAUCAAGAUGUUACUUCAGGUUUAAAAGCAUCGCCACUUGUUUCGCAGAAGAGCAUAUCCUUGAGUGCAGCUCCAGAAGUUCACGAAGCUCCAGCAUCUAGAAAAGAUGAUUCACCUACCCCUGAACCUGUCGCGGCAGAAGCAGAGAUCAUUGAGGGCCCUUUUCUCCCUAGCUUUGAGUCACACGUGGAUGGAAACGCACCCAGUUUUCCCGGAACUCAACAUGUUGAAUCAAAGUAUCUGGCGGAAAACCUGGGUUCCCCCUCUGCCAAAGGCGUAGAAGGAGCUCAUCAAAAUCCGCUGAGAUUGUUGGCGCAAUCAACCGAUAUUCCUUCCCUCUCAUCAGAAUCUUUGGAGACACCGGCGCAAUCAGAAAAAACAUAUGAUCCAACUUCAGAUUCAGAUACACCGCUUCCGGUUUCACAAACUGAUGAGUUCUCCAACUCAGUUCCGCAAGCUCACGCAGAUUCAACGCCCCAAAAAGUAGCAGGGGAAAACUCUCUUACCAUUGCAUCAACCAGACAAGUUGACGCGGAAGGCACGGCUAGUCGUUUGAGCUUGUUUUCCCAAGCAAACCAACGACCAUCGCUAUUUCCCAGCUCUAAACCUGAAACCCAAAUCCUCGGUGGGGCUAGCAGUAUCAGAAGUCUGCGAUCAAAGACUGGUCGUCUUUCACGUGGUUUCUCUCGUCUUCGUCCAUCCGGAUCUCAGAAAGAUCUAUCGAAGACGUCGGGAUCCACAAAUCUUUCAUCCCAGUCAGCAGAAUCUCAAAUAGCACGCAGGAAACCAGUUGGACUUCCGGAUAUUGUUACAAAUUUCGAACAAUCAGUCCAUACGUCACCAAACAAGGAAUCACAGAAAAAUCUAAACCAGGAUCAUCCAAAACAGUCUGAAGAAGAUGCAGGUAAAACGAUGGACAGCAGUCGGAUGAAUUUGGAUGCAUCCCCAGAAAAAGGUAGCGUGUCGCCUUUAUUUGAAUCGCAAGCGACAAAAGAUAUGUUCAGUAUCCCCCAAGGACUCAAACGAAUUAUACCUCGUAAACGAGAAGAACCCCCACUCCCAAUAGACCCUUCCAAGCCUAUCAAAGACGUCCUGGAAGCUUUCAAAAAGACUCACAUGUAUGAUUCACCUCCGAGCUCACCGGUUGAUGGAAUCAAGGCCAGAAAUUCACCUUGUUUUAGUGUUCUAAAAAAUUCUCCUCGGGGAAGUCCGCGGAGAUCUGGCCCUAACAGUCCUUCAAAGAGAGUUGGAUUCAUGAAUAAAGAUGGGACAGACUCUCGAACUCAAGUCACGAAGGAAAAAAGUAAAUUCUAUGUGGAAGCUAUGAAAGCUUCAGACGGUUCUUCUGCCCCUCCGCAUCAACCACCAGUGGUCGAUGCAGUACCACACCACCAGAAAUCCAUGUCAAGGGCCAAAUCGGCUUAUAUUAAGGUAUCAUCGCCGAGAAUAGGAGGCCUCGGUGUGUUUGAUUCUCGAAUGAAAUUAGAGAGAGCAUAUUCAGUAAAUACUCUAGACAAAACUGACCUAAGUAGCAAGGAAAAUGCAUUUGAGGGCAGCACUCCCCGUGAGAAGCUAAAACCCUUGAACCUGAUGCUUUCGAUGACUUUUCGUGAUAAACCGAGAUCAAGAAGGCCACGACAGCGGGUUCCAUACUACCGCCGGAAAGCGGACAUAAUCGCGGAUAAGAAACGACGCCCUCCGUUAGAAAAGAGCAAAACUCCUCGCAAACCGCGAUCGAGCACUCCGAAUCAUUACAAAGAUCUUCCCGCGAUCAGAAAGAGUGAUAUGAAUUUACAUCAGGCCAAGGUUUUUAUCCGUCGACUUCGAAGGUUCACAUGGAAACAAGUGAUUCCUGUUUUAUUCACGCAACCAAACCUCAAAGUGAAUUUGAUGUAUCACGGUUCACUUCUACCAAUCAACUAUAUCAGUCAACAAUUGUAG